AUGACACCAGAGCAGUUGAAAGCAGCAGUUGCAGACAUCGUGCCAUCUCUGUCAGCUGACAAGUCCAAGGGUCAGGCUGGCAAGAUCGCCACGAUAGGCGGCUGCCGUGAGUACACUGGAGCCCCCUUCUUUGCAUCGUAUUCUGCCCUGAAGGUGGGCUCAGACCUAUCACAUGUGUUUUGCACGGAAGGGGCAGCGACGGUCAUCAAGUCUUACAGCCCAGAGCUGAUCGUUCACCCGUACCUCGCAGACUCCCACGAUCUUCCGCAGGAGGCAAGCAGCAGCGGACGGAAGAGGGAAGAAGCGGUGGAUGAGGCGGUGGGCGCCAUAGAGCACUGGCUGGAGCGGUUUGAUGUGGUCGUUGUGGGGCCUGGCCUCGGCCGAGAUGAGCUUGUCCAUGACACAGUUGUCAAGGUGUUUCAGCUGAUGCGAGACAAGCAGCUGCCGAUGGUGAUUGACGCGGACGGCCUGUACAUAGUCACCAAGAACCUGGGCCUGGUGAAGGGCUACCCCCACGCCAUCCUCACCCCCAACAAGAACGAGUACCAGCGCCUGGCAGACGCCCUCGGCGUAGACACAGAACAGGAGGGGCACCUAGAGAAGAUUGCCAGGGCACUGGAGGGGCCAACAGUGGUGCGAAAGGGCGCUGUGGAUGAGAUCUGCAAUGGCACCAGCACGUUGCACUGCGAUGCUGCUGGCUCCAAGCGACGCGCUGGCGGCCAGGGGGACGUGUUAUCAGGGUCCAUAGCAGCAUUCAUGUCAUGGGCGGUCAACUACGGCGAGACACAUGGGCUGAUGGAGGCUGCAGACUAUCCUGGGGGCUUGGCCCCGACUGUGCUGGCUGCCUACGGUGGCUGCCUGACAGCGAGGCAUGCAGCAGCAGGGGCGUAUGCAAAGAAGCGCCGGUCCAUGGUGGCAGGGGAUGUCAUUGAGGAGCUGGGUGACACUGUGGAUCGCCUGUUUGACCAAGGGAAUGCCUAG
Messenger RNA from Coccomyxa subellipsoidea C-169, 981 nucleotides. RefSeq names its product Ribokinase-like protein. Gene Ontology annotation, biological process: metabolite repair. The transcript has 7 exons. Lineage: Eukaryota; Viridiplantae; Chlorophyta; Trebouxiophyceae; Coccomyxaceae. Gene Ontology annotation, molecular function: ATP-dependent NAD(P)H-hydrate dehydratase activity. The record is from RefSeq and is a predicted model, not a curated record. Bases 1 to 981 code for a protein of 326 amino acids.